This is a messenger RNA of Nyctereutes procyonoides (raccoon dog), 3992 nucleotides long. RefSeq names its product HPS1 biogenesis of lysosomal organelles complex 3 subunit 1 (gene HPS1). The transcript has 20 exons. The coding region runs from base 1341 to 3452 and encodes 703 amino acids. Gene Ontology annotation, biological process: melanosome assembly; vesicle-mediated transport. Gene Ontology annotation, cellular component: BLOC-3 complex. Lineage: Eukaryota; Metazoa; Chordata; Mammalia; Carnivora; Canidae. The record is from RefSeq and is a predicted model, not a curated record. Gene Ontology annotation, molecular function: guanyl-nucleotide exchange factor activity.
CGGGCGGAGCGGCCUGACUCGGCGGCUGCGGGCGGGCGCGCUGCGGAGGCGCUGACGUGGGGCUGGGCCCUCCCUGCGGGCCCGGCGCCGCCUGCUUAGAGCGGGACGGAGAGGAGAGCGGGGAAGGCGCGAGGUGACGCGGGCGAGGUGCGCUUGGCAGCGGCCUUUGGGAAUCAAACAGUGGAGCCUAGUGUCCGCGGAAAAGCAUUUCCCUUCUUCUGGGAAUGUGUCAUCAGGGCUGGUCACGCGGGCGAUGCCACAGGUCUCAUGCUGCAAAAGAUGCAGAGCCCCCAACUACCCUUUCUUGCCUCUUACUUGCUUACUACGUUUGGUUUCCUAAUGAGGUUACAGCUUCAUGUUGUUCCGGCCUUUGAUCCUCAAAAUGUAAAUGAUUCUGCAGCCGGCGUGGUUCACCCUGUUAUUUGACAAAGGGCAGCUGGGAAGUAAGGACGGAAAAUAAGCCCACUUCUACGUAAGAAAGCAGAGUUUGCUCCCCGCCUGGCUAUUGUUCCACCGUAGCCCUGGGAGGUAGGGCAGAGGUUGGAGACUCAGAGGUCUAAGUGCCGAGGCCAAGCUAGAGGCCAAGCUAGAUCCGGGUCUCCCGCGCCUUCUGUUUGGGGUAUUUCAUGGUCCCAGGAUUUCACCUCCUCCUCCCAGGAGGGCUUCCCUAUGGGGCUGGGAUGUGCUGCGCCGUUUCCAGUCUCUCCUAGCAAGAUCCUUAGGGCUGCUUAGGGCAAGGUUGCUGACCACAUCAUGGUUCUCAGUGACCCACGGUAAAAUGAGUGCCCGGAAGGAAACAGGAGGUGGAAAUUAAUGUUUGUGGGCCCCUGCUGUGUCCAAAGGACUGUGCUGGCCUGGUGUGUGUUGCGUGUUGUGGGAAGGCAGGGUGGUGGGAUACAGGGCACCAGGCAGGCGCCUCCUGGCUGUGGGGUGUGUGUUCCAGAGACACGUUUUGAGCACUGAGUCCUUCACCAGCUUGUCCUCCCAGAGAUGAUCAGCAGUCAGAUGAGAGGCUCAGCUUGCCCUCAUGACCUCUCUGUUUUAGGCAUUUGCAGGACCCUGGAUGCUGUGCCGCUCUCCAUGAGCUGGUCAUCGAAUCUGUCUACUGCAGCCCUUUCUGAAACUGGCUGUCUGGAGGCUCUGCUGUUCAUCUCAAGGUAGGCCCAUGAAGAGCCUGACACUCUGGUGAGAAGUGCUGGAAGACGCGGAAGCAAGAGCCCCAGCCUUAGACCCGGGUUUAGAUCCCAGUGGCUCUGCUACUCCAAGCUGUGCUAAGUCUUGCACCAGGAAGUGGGAGUAACUCAAGAUCAAGAUUCCUGCCUCCUCAGGGGCCUGGGAGGAUGAAGUGCGUCUUGGUGGCCACAGAAGGUGCAGAGGUCCUCUUCUAUUGGACAGAUGAGGAGUUUGAGGCGAGUCUGCGGCUGAAGUUUGGGCAGUUGGAGAAUGAGGACGAAGAGCUUCCUGCCCUGGAGGACCAGCUCAGCACCCUCCUGGCUCCAGUCAUCAUCUCCUCCAUGACUAUGCUGGAGAAGCUCUCAGAUACGUACACCUGCUUCUCCACAGAAAACGGCAGCUCUCUGUACGUUCUUCACCUGUUUGGAGAAUGCCUGUUCAUUGCCAUCAAUGGAGACCGCAGUGAGGGUGAGGGGGACCUGCGGCAGAAGCUGUGCGUGCUCAAGUACCUGUUUGAGGUCCACUUUGGGCUGGUCACCGUGGAUGGCCAGCUCAUCCGGAAGGAGCUGCGUCCCCCAGACCUGGAGCAGCGUGCCCAAGUAUGGGAGCAUUUCCAGAGCCUGCUGUGGACCUAUGGCCGCCUGCGGGAGCAGGAGCAGUGCUUCGCUGUGGAGGCUGUGGAGCGGCUGAUUCACCCACAGCUCUGUGAGCUGUGCAUAGAAACCCUGGAGCGGCACGUCAUCCAGGCUGUCAACUCCAGCCCUGAGAGGGCCGGCGAGGAGGCCCUGCACGCCUUCCUGCUCGUGCACUCCAAGCUGCUGGCCUUCUACUCCAGCCACAAUGCCAGCCCCCUGCGCCCAGCCGACCUCCUCGCCCUCAUUCUCCUGGUCCAGGAUCUCUACCCCAGUGAGAGCACAGUGGACGAUGAUGACCCUCAGCCUUCUCCACGGAAGCCCCGGUCCAGCCAGAGCAUCCCUGUGCAGCAGACCUGGAGCCCUGGUUCCACAGCCCAGCCCAGGAGGAGUUCGGCAACAACUGAGACUGACAGCUUCUCCCUCCCUGAGGAGUACUUCACACCAGCUCCUUCUCCUGGGGAGCAGAGUUCAGGUAGCACCGUCUGGCUGGAUGAAGGCACCCCCCCAACUGAUGCUCCUCAGGUCCAGAUCACUGAAGACAGCCUCCAGACACUGGUCCCUCAUACCCUAGUUGCUUCCCGCCCCAGAAGGAUUUUCCUGGAUGCCAACGUGAAAGAGAACCACUGCCCCAUGGUGCCCCACACUGUGUACUGCCUGCCCCUGUGGCCAGGCAUCAACAUGGUGCUCCUGACCAAGGGCCCCAGCACCCCCCUGGCCCUUGUUCUAUACCAGCUGCUGGAGGGGUUUUCUCUCCUGGAGAAGAAGCUGAAGGAGGGGCAGGAGGCCGGGAACACCCUGCGCUCCCACCUCUUCAUGGGGGACCUGCGUCAGAGGAUGGACAAGUUUGUCAAGAAUCGUGGGGGGCAAGAGAUUCAGAGCACCUGGCUGGAGUUCAAGAGCAAGGCUUUCUCCAGAAGCGAACCUGGAUCGUCCUGGGAGCUGCUCCAGGCUUGUGCGAAGGUGAAGCGGCAGCUUUGUGCCAUCUACCGGCUCAGCUUCCUGACCACAGCUCCCGGCCGUGGGGGCCCGCACCUGCCCCAGCAGCUGCAGCACCAGGUCCAGGCCACCAUGCAAGAAAAGCUGAUGGACUGGAGGGAAUUCUUGUUGGUGAAGAGUAGGAGGAACGUCACCAUGGUGUCCUACCUAGAAGACUUCCCAGGCUUGGUGCAUUUUAUCUAUGUGGACCGUACGACUGGCCAGAUGGUGGCCCCUUCCCUCAGCAGCAGUAAGAGGAUUUCAUCAGAGUUGGGCAGGGGCCCUCUGGCUGCCUUCGUCAGAACCAAGGUCUGGUCUCUGAUCCGGCUGGCACGCAGAUACCUGCAGAAGGGCUACACCACACUGCUGUUCCGGGAGGGGGACUUCUGCUUCUCCUACUUCCUGUGGUUCGAGAACGAGAUGGGGUACAAACUCCAGAUAAUAGAGGUGCCUGUCCUCUCAGAUGACUCGGCCUCCAUCGGUGUGCUGGGAGGAGACUACUACAGGAAGCUCCUUCGCUACUAUAGCAAGGGCCACCCCGCUGAGGCUGUCAAGUGCCACGAGCUGCUGGCCCUCCACCUGUCUGUCAUCCCCACGGAUGUGCUAGUGCAGCAGGCCAGUGAGCUGGCCCGGCGCCUGUGGGAGACCUCCCGUAUCCCCUUGCUCUAGGCCAGGGCGCAGUGCCCUGGUGCAGUCUGUACCCAUGCAUAGCAGCCACCUAGGAAUAGGACAACCCUCCCCCCAGGUCUCUUAAAGAAAUCACCUAGACUGGUCUCCCUUUCAGGUACCAAACCCCCAAAUCCUUCUCUUUGGGGAAGGAGGGAGGCCAAGGUGGAGUUCCCUGGGUCUCCAUAAAACAGUGGUGGCUGUGAGGUUAGAACGGAUUCACCUGCCUUCAGAGCUGCCUCUCCAUUUAUCACCGGGAGACAGGAAGUCCCCAGUGCCUGCAGGUGCCUGAAGAUACCUCCUUUAUGCUUCUCAUAGAGUGGAGAAAGAGCGCCCUCAGGAACACAUUCCUCUCCCCAAAUGAAAGGUGCUGCCUUGGCUGGGUGGGAAUUCCAUCUAUGCCACUUCCUCUCUGCAGUCUGGGCAGGUUUCCUACACUCCAAACCUGUUUGCCCACGUUUAGAGGGAUGCACCCACCUCUUAGGGUGGUUGUGAGGACUGCCCGACACACAGCAAGUGCUAAAUAAAUGCUGGUUGUGGUUA